Molecule: messenger RNA, 8256 nt
Organism: Mobula hypostoma (lesser devil ray)
Lineage: Eukaryota; Metazoa; Chordata; Chondrichthyes; Myliobatiformes; Myliobatidae
Gene: smarca1
Product: SWI/SNF related, matrix associated, actin dependent regulator of chromatin, subfamily a, member 1
Exons: 25
Coding region: 188-3283 (1031 amino acids)
Biological process (GO): regulation of transcription by RNA polymerase II; nucleosome organization
Cellular component (GO): chromatin; nucleus
Molecular function (GO): ATP binding; histone binding; DNA binding
Source: RefSeq, a predicted model, not a curated record
UGGCAGAGGUGCGUCUGUUGAGUGAUUGGUGGGAUGGUGACAAAUCUCGCGAUAGCUUUUUGACAACACGGCAAGGAGAGUAUUUUUAAAAUAACAGUAGGAUGAUAAUCCGUGCUUGAAUAAACCCCCCGACGUUACAUGGUGGGGUUUUUUCCCUGCGCGACGUGACAGUCUCGGUGAAACGAAGAUGUGCGAGGAGGAGAGAGCCGGCACGUCUGGGCAGCCUGAUAAGGUGGGGCCCUAUGUUCAGACCAGCCCUGGACCAAAACAAGAACCUUCAAAUACGCAGAGCUUUAUUUUGCAAAAUAAACAACCUCCAAAAAGUUCAAAUACUGGAACUGAUAUGGAUCCGGAAUACGAAGAGAAAAUGAAAAUGGACCGAACCAAAAGAUUUGAAUUUCUUUUAAAACAGACUGAGCUUUUUGCACAUUUUAUCCAACCAGCUGCUCAGAAAGCUCCAUCAUCUCCACUAAAGUUGAAACUGGGAAGGCCUCGAACAAAACUGGAUGAAAAGCAAUCACUGCUUUCAGUUGGAGACAAUCGUCAUCGGCGUACAGAACAAGAGGAGGAUGAAGAACUGCUUUCUGAAAGUAAAAAGGCAUCGAAUGUGUGUGUUCGAUUUGAAGAAUCACCAUCCUAUGUGAAAUCAGGAACCCUUAGAGAUUAUCAAAUACGUGGAUUGAACUGGAUGAUUUCUCUUUAUGAAAAUGGAAUUAAUGGUAUACUUGCUGAUGAGAUGGGUCUUGGUAAGACACUACAGACCAUUGCAUUGCUUGGUUACCUAAAACACUACAGGAAUAUACCUGGGCCACACAUGGUUUUGGUGCCAAAAUCCACAUUGCACAAUUGGAUAAAGGAGUUCAAACGUUGGGUUCCAUCGCUGCGUGCAGUUUGCCUUAUUGGAGACAAAGAUCAAAGGGCUGCCUUUAUUCGGGAUAUAAUGAUGCCAGGGGAAUGGGAUGUCUGUGUUACAUCAUAUGAAAUGGUCAUAAAAGAAAAAUCUGUGUUCAAGAAGUUUAACUGGAGAUACUUGGUAAUUGAUGAAGCUCACAGAAUCAAGAAUGAGAAGUCCAAGCUAUCUGAAAUUGUUCGAGAGUUUAAAUCAACAAAUCGCCUGCUACUGACUGGAACGCCCUUACAGAAUAAUCUUCAUGAAUUGUGGGCUUUACUUAACUUUCUUUUGCCUGAUGUAUUUAAUUCUGCUGAUGAUUUUGACUCUUGGUUUGACACAAACAACUGUCUGGGUGAUCAGCAGUUAGUGGAACGUCUACAUGCUGUGCUUCGACCAUUCUUGCUUCGGAGAAUAAAAGCAGAGGUUGAAAAGAGCUUGCCUCCUAAAAAGGAAAUCAAGAUCUAUGUUGGUCUUAGCAAAAUGCAGAGGGAAUGGUAUACAAAAAUAUUAAUGAAGGAUAUAGAUAUUCUAAACUCUGCUGGAAAAAUGGACAAAAUGCGUCUCUUGAACAUCUUGAUGCAAUUGCGGAAAUGCUGUAACCAUCCAUACCUUUUUGAUGGCGCUGAGCCUGGCCCUCCUUAUACUACAGAUACUCAUCUGGUCUCCAAUUGUGGCAAGAUGGUGGUUCUAGAUAAACUGCUGCCGAAACUCAAAGAACAAAAUUCUAGAGUCCUCAUUUUCAGCCAGAUGACCCGUUUGAUGGAUAUUCUUGAAGAUUACUGUAUGUGGCGUGGCUAUGACUACUGUCGUCUUGAUGGGCAAACACAGCAUGAAGAAAGAGAGCGAGCUAUAGAUUCUUUCAAUGCUGUCAACAGUACGAAGUUCAUAUUCAUGCUGAGCACUAGAGCUGGAGGUCUGGGCAUCAACCUUGCAACCGCAGAUGUUGUUAUUUUGUAUGAUUCGGAUUGGAAUCCACAAGUGGACUUGCAAGCUAUGGAUCGUGCUCAUCGUAUUGGCCAGAAAAAGACAGUUCGGGUAUUUCGGCUUAUCACUGAUAACACAGUAGAGGAACGGAUUGUGGAAAGGGCUGAGAUGAAGUUGCGACUUGAUUCUAUUGUUAUACAGCAAGGGAGACUAAUUGACCAACAGACAAACAAACUCGGCAAGGAUGAAAUGUUGCAGAUGAUUCGUCACGGUGCGACCCAUGUGUUUGCCACCAAAGACAGCGAGUUAACUGAUGAGGACAUUGACACUAUACUAGAGAGAGGAGAAAAGAAGACAGCUGAACUGAAAGAACGUUUGCAAAAUCUUGGUGAGAGUUCUCUUCGAUCAUUUACAAUGGAAACUGAAAGUUUGUAUAGUUUUGAAGGAGAAGAUUAUAGGGGAAAACAGAAGAUUGGGUUGACAGAGUGGAUCGAACCACCCAAACGAGAACGAAAAGCCAAUUAUGCAGUGGAUGCAUAUUUCCGGGAGGCUUUACGUGUCAGUGAGCCGAGAGCCCCAAAGGCACCUCGACCUCCAAAGCAGCCAAGUAUUCAAGAUUUCCAGUUUUUUCCACCACGUCUAUUUGAACUAUUGGAGAAAGAAAUCCUUUCCUACAGGAAAAGCAUAGGUUACAAGGUCCCUAGAAAUCCUGACUUGCAUAAUGCAGCACAAGUACAGAAGGAAGAACAGCGGAAGAUCGAUGAUGCACUCCCUCUGAAUCAGAAGGAAAUUGAAGAAAAAGAAAGGCUCCUAACACAGGGCUUCACAACUUGGAACAAACGGGACUUCAAUCAAUUCAUCAAAGCCAAUGAGAAAUAUGGCCGGGAUGACAUCGAUAAUAUUGCUCGUGAGGUUGAGGGAAAGACCCCUGAAGAGGUCAUUGAAUAUUCAGCUGUUUUCUGGGAACGUUGUAAUGAACUGCAGGAUAUUGAGAAGAUUAUGGCCCAAAUUGAGCGUGGAGAAUCAAGGAUUCAACGACGGAUUAGCAUAAAGAAGGCCUUAGAUGCAAAGAUGGCAAGGUAUAAAGCUCCAUUCCAUCAGCUGCGUAUUCAGUAUGGAACUAACAAAGGAAAGAAUUACACAGAGGAGGAAGACCGCUUUCUGAUCUGCAUGCUGCACAAGAUGGGCUUUGAUAAAGAAAAUGUGUAUGAGGAGUUGCGGCAGUGUGUGCGCAAUGCACCACAGUUUAGAUUUGACUGGUUUAUCAAGUCCAGGACUGCAAUGGAACUCCAGAGGCGAUGCAAUACAUUGAUAUCACUGAUAGAGAAAGAAAACUCAGAACUUGAAGAAAAGGAGCGCGCUGAAAAGAAACGGCGAGGACCUAAGAUAGGAAUGGCACAGAAGAGAAAGGCAGAGCCAACUCCAGAAACUUCUGGACGAAAAGAUUGGAAAAAAAUGAAGAAUUAAAUCAGUAUUCAAAUGAAGACUGCAUCUUGGUUAAACAAUAUUGUUUCUUUUUUGUUGCUUUUCUGCCUUGUAUAUUAAUUGGAAAAAAUAGGAUGCAGUUUCAAUAAUCUCAAAGAAUUUUAAAUACAUUUGGAAACAGGAUUUUUUUGUGCUAAACAGUGAAUGCUUAUUUUUGUUUUUAAAUGUCUGUGUCAUUCCAGUAUUUUAAGUCUGUCCUGCAGUUGUCCAUACAGUAAUCUACUGGCAUGCAUUUUAAGAUAUUGGUUGUUUAAGAUAAAAUCAUAGAGCCUGUGUUUGUACAUGACUGGAAAUUGAAGCAAAUUGGGAUACUCAGCAAGGUAUUUGUUUGGAUCUCUGGGUUGGUUUUCCAAAACCUGCAUCAUUUUUAAAAAAAAAAAUAAAUUUGUUUCUUGGAUAUUUCCCUUUUAUCGUGCAGUUUUACAUGUAAAAUAACAAUGCUGUCUAUUGGAGGGAAAGCAACGUAUAUCUGAACUGGAAUAUUCUUUCAGUGUAUACUGUAUAUUCUCUAAAUGCAUAAUGCAUUUGGGAAGAUCAUAUUUUUGUACUAAUAUUUCUCUGUUUGAAAAAAUUGAUGGGUUCUCUUUAUGAAGUUUGCUUUCCCAACAAUUCCAUUUUGAUCUCACCUUAUCCAUUCUUGGAUAACUACUGUGAAAUUGUAAGGAAUUGGAGCUCUUGGUUUCACAACUUCCACUGUACACCAGUUGCUCCAGUGUUGAAAUCUCUGUUGAUGCCAAUGGAUCAGUCACUGUCCUUAAGCUGUCUGUAAAAUCUUCAUAAUUAUUUCAUUUUGUCUUAGAUCUAUGUAAGCCUACUUGAUUAUAAGGAGCAAGUGGGUUAGAGUGUCAAUACUGAAUGCAGAAUCAGCCUUAGUUCCAACGUUCAUGCUAAAGGAAUGUUGGAAGGAUGAAUAGCGUUGAAUUUUCGUGUCACCUUGAACACCUCUAUCAAGUUAUCUCUCAUUCUGUUUUGCUCCAUAGAGAAAUUCCCUAGCUUGCUCAACCCAUCCUCAUAAGACAUGCUCUCUAAUCCAGGCAACAUUCUGGUAAACCUUUUCUGUACCUUCUCCAGAGCCCUGACAUCCGUACUAUAAUGGGGCAACCAGAACUGUAUGCAGUACUCCAGAUGGGGCCUAACUAGAUUUUAUAAAGCUGCAACCUAACUUCAGUGCCUCAACUAAUAAAGGCAAACAUGCCAAAUGCCUUCUUAAUCACUCUAUCAACCUGUGCAGCUACUUUCAGGGAGCUAUGAACUUGGACUUCAAAAUCUGUCUACUUUUCAGCGCUGUUAAGGGUCUUGCCUUAAAUUGCUGCCUCUUUACAUUUGACCUGCCCAUAGCUGCAACUGUAUGAUAUCUGGUAGGCAGAGGGGUUGGGAUGACUCUGAUGGUUAAAUAUGAAAUCGAAUAAUUAGGAAGAGUUGACAUGGGAUUAGAAGAUGUAGAAUCCUUGUGGAUAGAGUUAAGAAACUGCAAAGGUAAAAAGACCAUGAUGGGAAUUAUAUACAGGCCUUCAAAUAGUUGCCAGGAUGUGGAAUAUAAAUUACAAAGGGAGAUAAAUAUGUCAUGUAAUAAGGGCAAUGUUAUGAUAGUCAUGGGGGAUUUCAAUAUGCAAGUGCAUUGGAAAAACCAGGUUGGUGCUGGAUCCCAAGUUGUAGAAUCCCUAUGAGAUUGCUUGUUAGAGCUGCUUGUGGUUUAGCUCACUAGGGGAAAGGCAGUUCUGGAUUUGAUGUUGUGUAAUGAACCAGGUUCAAUUAGGGAGCAUAGGGUAAAGGAACCGAUAGGAAGCAGUGAUUAUAAUAUGAUAGAAUUUAUCCUGCAGGGAGAAGAUAAAGUCAGAUGUAGCAGUAUUAUGGUGGAGUAAAGAGAAUUACAGAAGUGUGAGUGAGUAGCUGGCCAAAGUUGAUUGGAAGGGGACACCAUCAGGAAUGAUAGCAGAACUUCAGUGGCUGGAGUUUCGGGGGCAAAAGUGGAAGGCACAAGUCAGAUACAUUUCAUGUUUGAGAAGUAUUCUAAAAGAAGGGUGAGGCAAGCAUGACUGACAAAGGAUGUCAAAAACCACAUAUAAUAAAUAUAGGCAUAUAAUAUAGCAAACAUUGGCGGGAGGUGAGAGGACUGGGAAGCUUUUACAAACCAACAGAAGGCAACUAAAAAAGCCAUAAGGAAAGGAGAGAUGAAACAUGAAGGUAAAUCAUCCAAUAAUAUAAAAGAGGAUAGCACAAGAUGUUCCAGAAAUAUGAAGAGUAAAGAGAGGCAAGAGUGAAUAUUUGAACAUAGCAAUGGAGAACAAAGAAGUAACAGACGAACUUAGGUAGUUUGCAUCAGUCUUCACUGUGGAAGACAUUAGCACUAUGCUAGAAUUUCAAGAGUGUCAGGGAGCAGAAGUAAAAGCAGUUGCUAUUACUAAGGAGAAGGUGCUUGGGAAGCUGAAAAGUCUUAAGGUAGAUAAGUCACCUGGGCCCGAUGGAAUACAUGUCAGGAUUCUGAAAGGUAUCUGAAGAGAUUGUGGGGUUAUUAGUAAUAAUCUUUCAAAAAUCACUAAAUUCUGGAAUGGUUCCAGAGGAUUGGAAAAUUGCAAAUACCACUCUAAGAAGGGAGGAAGGCAGCAGAAAGGAAAUUUAUAGGCCAGCUACCCUGCUUUCAGAGGUUGGGAAGAUGUUGGAGUCCAUUAUGAAGAAUGAGUACUUGGACGCACAUGAUAGAAUGGGCCAAAGUCAGCAUGGUUUCCUUAAGAGGGAAUCUUGCCUGACAAAUCUGUUGGAAUUCUUUAGGAGGCAGAAUAGAUAGAGUCACUGGAUGUUGUUUACUUAGAAUUUCAGAAUGCCUUUGCCCUGGUGCCACAUGAGGCUGCUUAACAAAAUAAGAGCCCAUAUUACAGGAUAUUAUAUUAUAUUAUAUUAUAUUAUAUUACAGGAAAUAUACUAGCAUAAAUAAAAGAUUGACUGACUGGCAGGAGGCAAAGAGUGGGAAUAAAAAGAGGCCUAUUCUGGUUAGCUGCUGGUGACCAGUAGUGUUCCACAGGAGUCAGUAUUGGGAUUGCUUCUUUUCACAUGAUAUGACAUGGUUUGGAUGACAGAUUUGGUAGCUUUGUGGCUAAGUUUGUGGAUGAUACGAAGAUGGGUGGAGAGGCAGGUAGUGUUGGCGAAGCAGAGAAUCUCCAGAUGGAUUCAGACAGAUUGGGAGAAUGGGCAAAGAAGUAGCAGAUGGAAUAUAGUGUGAGGAAGUGUUUAGUCAUGCACUUUGGUAGAAGAAAUAAAGACAUAGACUAUUUUCUAAAUGGGGAGAAAAUUAAAAAAAUCAGAGGUGCAAAGGGACUUGGAGCCCUUGUUCAGGAUUUCCUAAAAGGUUAACUUGCAGGUUGAGUUGGUGGUGAGGAAGGCAAAUGGAAUGUUUGCAUUUAUUUUGAGAGGGCUAGAGUAUAAGAAAAAGGAUGUAAUGUUGAGGCUUUUUAAGGCAUUGGUCAGACCACAUUUGGAGUAUUGUGAACAGUUUUAAGCAUCUUAUCUAAGAAAAGAUGUGCUGGCAUUGGAGAAGAUCCAGAGCAGAUUCACGAGAAUGAUUCUGGGAAUGAUAGUGUUAAAAUGUAUGACAGGCAUUCUUUGGCUCUGGGCUUGUACUCGCUGGAAUUUAGAAAAAUUAGGAGCAUUUCUUUGAAACAUUGAAUAUUGAAAGCUUAGACAGACUGGAUGUGGCGAGGAUAUUUUCUACAGCAGGUGAGUCUAGGAUCAGAGACACAAUCUCAAAAUACAAGGACACCGAUAAAGAACAGAGAUCAAGAGGAAUCUCUUUACCAGUGGGUGGCGAACCUGUGGAGUCACUGAGUAUAUUUAAAGUGGCAAUUGAUUGGUUCUUGAUUAGUUAAGCCAUCAAAGGUUACGGAGAGAAGGCAGGAGAAUGAGGUUGAGACGGAUAAGAAAUCAGUUAUGAUGGAAUGGUGGAGCAGACUUAAUAGGCCAAAUGGCCUAAUUCUGCUUCUAUGUCUUAUGAUAUUCUUUGCCAGUCUUCUACGCUGUCUACAACACCAUCAAUCUUCAUAUCAUCAGCAAACUAAUUUGCUCACCCAUCUGCAUCUUCAUUCAGGUCAUUUAUAUUUACAUCACAAACAGCAGAGAUCCCAGAUCCCCGCAGAACACUACUAAUCACAGUUCUCCAGCUUGAAUAAGUCCCUUUGGCCACCAUCUUCUGUCUUCUAUGGCCAAGCUAGUUCUGAAUCCAAAUAGCCAAUUUAGCCAAUUCACCAUGGUUCCUAUGCAUUUGAAUCUUCUGGACUAAAAUCCAUCAAGACAACACCACAUUCACCACAAGCUCUACAUUCAUCACUCACUCUUGUCAUCUUGUCAAAAAACUCAACUAAGUUAGUACGACAUGGCUUGCCCUGUACAAAGCCAUGCUGGCUCUCCCUAAUUAGGCCAUGGUUUUCCAAAUGCUCGUAAGUCCUAUCCUGAAUAAUUCUACUUCCGAUCCCUAAUAAUUUCCUCCAGGACCACGCCUGUGGCUAAAAGGGACACCAAGAUAUUGGUUAAGACCCCAGCAAUCUCUUGCUUCUCUCAGUAAUCUGUGGUAUAUUCCAUCAGCUCAUAGAGACUUACUCGUCUUAAUGCUCUUUGAGACCCAACAAAACCUCCUCCUUUACUUUGAAAUGCCCGAGCAUAUUAAUACGCUUAUCACAGAUCUCCCUAUCCUCCAUAUCCUUUUCCUUGGUAAAUACUGAUGUAAAAUGCUCAUUAAGGACCUCACCCACAUCUGCUGCAUUUUGUCAAAAGUUCCUCCCUUUAUUCUUAAGUGGUCCUUGCUGUGUAUUUAAUAUUUCAGUAAUAAUUGAGUAAUAUUGUAAAUAUAUUGUUUGAUAAAACAUUCUUUUUGUUUAUAUAAUUCAUUACAGAUUUUAUGUCAAAGUACAUGGAUGACAUAUGUCAUUACAGCAACACAUCAUAAGUGUGUGCCUCACUAAAGUAAA